AUGAAAGAGUAGAGAGAGAGAGAGAGAGAGAAUUGGAAUAUAGAGCGAGUAAACUAGAGAUAGCGAGAGUCAGAUAGCUGGGUUGUAUAUGAGAUUUGGGGUGUUUGAGUUGCAGAGAGAGAGAGAGAGAGAGAGACUGAGAAGAAGAAUACUCAACUUAAUUGCAAUCAAGUCCUUCUCUUCACAAUACAAUUGUAUUCUCAUUGGUUUCGGUUUAAUUUUGAUGAGGAAGAGACUCAAGCAGUGUCAUGUUGGAAGGUCCUGGAUUUCUUGUCUCCCGGGAACUACCCAGUUCCUGCGAGCAUGAGAGUAAGUGGAUUUACAAUACAUUCUGUGUGAUUGAAUUUUCAAAUCGUAAGCGCCGUUUGGAAGAUGGUGGAGGGAUUUCUCUGAGAAAGUCACCCAAGUCGUCAGAUGUCAUUGAGAGAGAGGAAACAAUGCAGGGGUUUUGUGAUCUUUCACUCUCUCAAGCCAACCGACCAGAUAAUCAAGGUCACGGUGGUGAUCAAUCGGAUACAAGUUCAUUCAUACACCAAAUUGGCCGAGAUAUGUCUAUUAAUUGUCUACUCCGAUGCUCAAGAUCAGAUUAUGGCUUGAUUGCCUCAUUGAAUCGAAGCUUUAGGUCUCUAAUUCGGAGUGGUGAGCUAUACAGGUUGAGGCGGCAGAUGGGAAUUAUUGAACAUUGGGUUUAUUUCUCGUGCACCCUUCUUGAAUGGGACGCUUUCGAUCCCAUUCGCCUUCAAUGGAUGCAUUUACCUAGAAUGACAUCAAAUGAAUGCUUCAUGUGUUCAGACAAGGAAUCAUUGGCUGUUGGUACCGAACUUCUUGUAUUUGGAAAGGAGAUUAGGUCCCAUGUGAUUUACAGAUAUAGCAUAUUGACAAACUCAUGGUCAUUGGGUACAGGGAUGAAUGAACCAAGAUGCUUGUUUGGGUCUGCAAGUCUUGGGGAAAUUGCAAUUGUUGCAGGAGGUUGUGACCCAGAGGGCAAUAUCUUGCGCUCAGCAGAGCUUUAUAACUCAGAUACUGGUACAUGGGAGACUCUUCCAAGCAUGAAUAAACCAAGGAAAAUGUGUUCUGGGGUGUUUAUGGAUGGGAAGUUUUAUGUUAUUGGAGGAAUUGGAGUAGGCAAUCCAAAUUUGCUUACAUGUGGGGAGGUGUAUGAUUUGGAGACAAGAUCAUGGCGUGAGAUUCCUAAUAUGUUCCCUGCACGCAACAUAGAGGCUGGGGCGACUGAGACACCGGCUACAGCCAAGGCACCUCCUCUGCUUGCAGUUGUGAAGAAUGAGCUAUAUGCAGCUUAUCAUGCAGAAAAGGAAGUGAGGAAGUAUGACAAGGCAAGGAAUCUGUGGGUUACAGUGGGGAGGUUGCCUGAACGAGCAGUCUCCAUGAAUGGUUGGGGGCUAGCGUUUAGGGCAUGCGGAGACCGGCUUAUUGUUAUUGGUGGACCUAGGGCUUUAGGUGGAGGGAUGAUAGAGGUUAAUGCUUGGGUGCCAGAUCAAGGUCCGCCACAGUGGAGCUUGCUGGCCAGCAAGCAUUCAGGAAGUUUUGUUUAUAAUUGUGCUGUGAUGGGUUGCUGAGGUGUUUGAUUUUGGUGACACUGUAUUUACUAUACGGGGUUCCCUUUCUCAGUGGGAUUUACAAACUUUCUUUCUGAAGGAGUUGGGAUUCUGGUUAGUGGCGAAUCUCUGCCUUUUUUUUGGGUAAUUAAUCUGUCUUCCUUUUGGGGAAAAAUUCAUAUUUUACUUGUGCUUCAUAAAUAUUACUUGAAGGAGGUCUCAAGGUUUCUCCAUCUUCUAAUUCUUUUUGUGUCCUAUUGGUUUGCAUCUUCAACCUUUUUUAGUUUCCACAAUAGGUUUUGUUUUCCAAAGGUUGGCAUCACGAAGGACAAAGCAUAGACUAAUAAUUGAAGAACCAGUACACUUUUUGGGCUUUUAUGAAUAAUUACAAAAAGCUCUAUUGAAACACCAGAAACCAUUUUAUCGGUUCAUAAUCUCAAUUGCUUGGUUUUUUAAGAAUGAAAUUGGUCAGUGUGUUAACUUUUUCUGUCCUAAAGGUGUAUGUAUCCAUUAUAGAGGUUUAUUAGUGUACGAUCUUUCUUCACUCACCAUGCUAAUGCAUCAUCACUAAUUCUAUGUAUUAUUUGUAAUUACUUGCAAAGUAGUGCAUCUGUAUCUGUUUGAAUUGGUGUGACAGUGAUCAACUGAGUCGAUUAGUUUUCCCCUUUUAUUCUCCAUCAUAUUUUCCAUAAAGGUGACAGCUUGAAACUCUUCUGUUAGGAGGAAAGCAAAUUUAGAAUUUCAAAUUAAACUUUCAAUUUUUCAAUCUUUCAGGCACAUUUGCAGUUUUGCCUUUGUGUAAUGGAACAACUUGCACAAGCCAAUCUUCAAACAUACACUUCAAAAUAACAAACCUAACCUAGUUACUCUUACAACCAAGCCCAAAACCCUACACAUUGAGUCAAUAGUUUUGACUCACAGAAACUGCCAAACUAGCAUGACUGUCAGUAACAACUAUUCUGAAUAGUAACUUUUAUCCCUCAUUCUCAAAAUAAAUCAACCACAGGGGAGGUGGUAUAAAUAAUCAUGGAAUAAUGGGAAGGGGAUAAGGGUGUUAAAUGACAAAAAUGCUUCCAUUCCCUCAUCUCUAUUACUCUCUCUUUCCAUCGUCAUCUCUGACCCUACCACUAUCGGCCACCUCUAUUCCUCUCUGUGUCCCUCUCCUUCACCUUUGACCCUUGCCACCUAUGGCCACCUUUUUUUUUCUCUCUUUCUUCCCGCUGCCAACCAUUUCGACCACAAAUCAAGCACCCCAGACAACGCCACGAGAGACCACCACCAACUUCCUGCCUUUGGGUGUUUCUUUGUCUUCUCAUUUUGCUUUUAUUUGGUGAAUUCUUUGGGUGUUAAUUUAGGAAUAUUUGUGUUAAUUUUAUGAGAUUUUGGUGAAUUUUGACUCUAAAAUUGCAUUAUUUGGGGGAAAGUUUAUUUUUUUGUGUGGUUUUUUUGUUUUUGGAUCCAAUCCAACCUCACUCUCUCCAAAUAUAAGUUUAGAUUGUUGGGUGAGUAUCCCAAGAAUUAAUCCAUUCCAAAUGAAACACCUGGGGAUGGACUAUUAGUCCAGGGAUUUGUAAUAUCACCUUAUCAAGUCUAGUUAAACUAAUGUAGCCAGGCUAAAAUCUUACAUGUAUUGUUAAAGCAUCAAGAAUACAAGAAAUGGUAGUCCAUCUCCCUGAAGAUUAGACUAGUCCUUUUUGAUAUGUGGUGGGUUUGAUCCCUCAUGAAACCCCUAUUAGGUAAUCCCUGCUGUGUGAAAACAAAUAUUAUUUCCUAUUACUUGAAAUUUUAAAAAAAAAUGUAUAUGUCUUGUAUUGUACCGUAUGGGGUGUGAGCCAUUUAGGUGAGGCAUACAUAAAGUCAUUCACCUCUGUGAAGUAACUUGUCAUUUUGGAGUCUGUGGUGGGUUUUUGACCCUUGUGAAGCCCAUGGGUAGAUCUGAUUCUUUGGAUGUCCAUAGAGAUGCAUUCAAGGUUCUACAUGGUCAUUUUCAACAAAAUGAGUUCAGCCACUUGAAUUUGUUGUGCAACUGAUUUGUCAUUCAUUAAGGACUUAUGAGUGAGUGUAGCAAUUAGUUUGGUUCAGACCUGUUGAGAGUUACACCAUAUAGUUAAUAUUUUCUUGAGCUUUUGUCAUACAUUGAAGGUAAAGGAGAAUCAAAAUCAAAGGACCGCCUGAUUUUUGGUUAGAAGGUAAAGUAGAAUCCAUGUCAACAUCUUCGUGGUCGCCACAAGUUACGAUCUUAGCAAGAAAUACUGGCUUUUAAUGCCCAUGCUUGUGUAUUGGUUUGUCCACCUCUAUUCAGAUGUAUGGUUAUUGAAUGGUUAGCAUCAUCAAUAGAUGCUUCUCUUUGAAGGAUAGGUAGCCAUGGAUUACUAUGUUGCUCCCAGUCAUCCGCCAGGUACAAAAACAUCUUUGUUAACCUUGUUACUUUUUCAAUCUUGGCAGACAUUAGACAAUAUCAACUUGGAUACUUUUUCUACUUUGUCUUAUUGAUCAUUUUUUGUGUAAAUUUCAUGUUAUGAUUAUUAAAUUCUGUGAACAUGUUCUCAGAAUUGUAGAUAAGAACAAUCCUGAUAUAUUGCCAUGUAUUCUUACACGGAUUAAUAUUGUUUAACGCAAAGUAGUCACGAGAAUUUUACCAUUCAUUUCCAUUACAUAUAGAAAUUGUAGAUUUGCUAUGAUGGAUUGGUUAAGAAGGCAAUGGUUGCCAAUACAUGUGUUUUUUUUCUCUCUCACUCUCUCUCUCUCUCUCUCUCAAAUGCUACAUCCUAGAAAAAAAAUCUAAAAAAGUGUUUAGAAUUUGAAAUGUGUGCACAUGCAUUGCAGGUGGUUAUUUUAGUCUACCACUUUCCUAUUUGUUGAGUACUAACAAUAUUGUAGUAGGUAAUGCUCUCACCUUGUCUUUUAUAUUAAAUUUUGAGAUAUUUUGAGCUUGAAAAGAUCAAGGGGUUAUGAUCUUACAAAUUAAGGAAGAAGAAAUUGUCAUGAGCACACGUCAAUCGCAAACUUUUGUGUCACUGUCUUGUGGGCAUGGCAUUUGAAAAUUAUGGAGCAUCUCCUUCAGACUUUUCAUCAGUUUGAAAAUUUUGCCAGUAGUUUUUGAAGUAUGAAAAAGUGAGAUCAUAGUUCCCAUUGAUUUGGACAUAAGCAAAUGUAUCAUUUUGUGAUAUACUGAUUCAUAGGGGCUUUCAACCACUUUUUGAAAGUUGUAUCAUCUUGACGUAUGGAGUAUAUAAGCAUAGUUGUAUAUAAAAAGGUGGAUAUACGGAUUUGGAUUGCUUCAUCAAUUUCCUAUCAUUAUGUGUCAGGUGAGAAAUCAAAUGCCGAUCCCGGACAAUUACUCAAGUGGCCAUGGAGAGGGCACUUGGGUGCCAAGGUGAGUGAAGUUUUCAGGUUUGAGUCUAUGGAGAGAUAUUGUCUUACGUUAUAAUUUAACUACUAACAGUUAUGUUGUGCAAAAAAAGAGUCAUAUGUCGAUGUGGGUACUGUUUUAAACUUUCAAGGUGCCCAGAAUUUGAAAUGUGUACACGUGUGCUGCUUUAUGCCUAUUUUAUCAAUAGUUGUGUGUCAAAAGUGAGAAAUCACAGGUUGACAUGGUUAUUGUUGCUUGAAAUUUUCAAGCUGCCCAGAAUUUAAAAAAUCUCACAGCCUAUUGAAAUGUACAAUACAAUAUGUAUUUUUUGCUU
Molecule: messenger RNA, 5242 nt
Organism: Camellia sinensis
Lineage: Eukaryota; Viridiplantae; Streptophyta; Magnoliopsida; Ericales; Theaceae
Product: F-box/kelch-repeat protein At1g74510
Cellular component (GO): nucleus
Molecular function (GO): protein binding
Source: RefSeq, a predicted model, not a curated record